UUUGUUGCGAUACAAAUUUGACAGUCUCAUUCAAGGCCUUGACAGCAGCAGAAGGGCAUUUGAGAGAAAGGAACUAACAUAGUCUAAAAAAGUACAUAGACAAAGCUGUUGAGAAAAAAAAAAUAUUUGAAGAAUAUGGCAGGAUCAAGUGGGCGUUACGUGAAAUCUAAAGGUUCAAAUCCAUUUUUUGACGAAGAAGACGAUGUGGACGAUGAAGAAUUCUUGAAACGAGCUCCCAACAAGCGCAACAACUUUGGAGGAAAAUUAGCCAACAGUUUGUCAGGCGGAAGUAACAGUUUCCAGCCACUGGACGGUGGAGAAAAUCAGAAUAGUGCCGAAGAACGUAGACGACAACUUCUUUUGGAAAAGCAGAAAAUCGAAGAAAGAACUUUACAGGCAUCAGGUCGUGCCAAAGGAGUAUUGUACGAAACUGAGCAAAUUGGAAUUUCCACCGCAGAGGAUUUGGUCAGGCAGCGGGAACAGCUGGAGAGAGCUGGAAAUCGACUGGAUGAGAUGAAUAAUUCAUUGAGGACAUCAGAGAGGCACAUUCAGAAUAUCAAGAGUGUGUUUAGCAGUAUGAAAAACUAUUUCUCAAAGCCUUCAGAGCCCACUAAGAACUCUUCUGAAGGUUCUUUGUUAAAAAGUGGUUCCAGUAGCAGCAGCAGCAAUCUAUCUAAAGUGUUGGAGCAAAGCUCGUCCCAAUUUGACAGAGAUUCACCAUCGCAGCAACAACAUCCAGCAUUGAGGAUUAAGGGACUGGAAAAUGACUUUAGUCACAAACCUCUGUCGAAUGUGGACGAACAGCUGGAACAAGAUCUGGGUGACAUGAGCUUGUCUCUGUCUCGUCUCAAAGGACUAGCCCAAGGAUUGUCAACUGAGCUGGACGAUCAAAACGUUUUGAUUGAUCGAUUGCAGACCGGUGCUGACAAGGCCGACUGGAGAAUCCAGCGCCAAAACAAGGACAUGGAACGUCUUUUGAAGAAAUGACAUCUUUGCUAUGUUGUUUAUGUGAUAAAAAAAAAUUGGGAAACGUUUUAAAUAAUAAUUUUCUGUUUCUUUCUUGCGCACCGCACGAAUAAAUUGCAGCACACACCCCCA
This is a messenger RNA of Daphnia carinata, 1098 nucleotides long. It is a transcript of the gene Snap29, whose product is annotated as synaptosomal-associated protein 29-like. NCBI's taxonomy places the organism in Eukaryota, Metazoa, Arthropoda, Branchiopoda, Diplostraca, Daphniidae. The record is from RefSeq and is a predicted model, not a curated record. The transcript has 3 exons. The coding region runs from base 136 to 987 and encodes 283 amino acids. Gene Ontology annotation, cellular component: plasma membrane; SNARE complex. Gene Ontology annotation, molecular function: SNAP receptor activity; syntaxin binding. Gene Ontology annotation, biological process: synaptic vesicle fusion to presynaptic active zone membrane; exocytosis; synaptic vesicle priming.